Molecule: messenger RNA, 3055 nt
Organism: Oncorhynchus mykiss (rainbow trout)
Lineage: Eukaryota; Metazoa; Chordata; Actinopteri; Salmoniformes; Salmonidae
Product: TLC domain-containing protein 4-B
Biological process (GO): lipid homeostasis
Cellular component (GO): endoplasmic reticulum; membrane
Source: RefSeq, a predicted model, not a curated record
UGCUUCUGUCAGUAAUGUACAAUUUGCUUGCCUUGUAUCACAAUUGUCUGCCUGUCUAUUGACCUAUCACACUUUAAUGGUGUUACUCUCUUAUGCUGCCAAUACAGUAUCUACCAUCAUAACCUACUACUACAGUAUACUGUAGUCAAUGUUUCUGUAGAGAUCUUGUUUCAUUGUACAGUAGUUAUUCACGUUUUAGUUAGAAAAAGUAGGUUGUGUCUACUUAAAGCAGAUCAGCUGUUCAGAUUUCCUGUCUGGCAACAAUGUAGGGUAUUCUACAAUAUGCUAUAGUUUCUCACGGUUAUUGGCUAUUUCAGACAGGGUCACUUGUGAUCAACAACUACCUGACAAGAUACUUGAUGAAAGCAUGGAGGUCCCCACCUGGCUGACGUUUGGGCUGUGGGGACAUGUAUGGGGAUCAAUUUAUGCCUCUGUAUUUAGUUACAAACCGUCAGCGAUUUUGACACAGAGCCAGGCAAGGGUUGUCAUUAGUUACCACAGCCACAAAGUCAAAAUGGUUUCUAUCGUGAAAAAUUCAUAAAAACAAACAAACAAAUUUGAUUUUUGGUCUUAAUUUGAGGUUAGGGUUAGGCAUACGGUUAACAGUGUGGUUAGGGUUAGGUAUAAAAUCAGUUUUGAAGAAGAGCCAUUGUAGAAAUAGGCGAGGUUUAACCAGAUUUACGACUUUAUGACUGUGGUAGCUAGUGGCGACGCAAACGUGAUCUUAAGAGUUGAGUAUACUUUCCAGAAGUAGCCUAUGAAUGGUUGGUCCACACUUGUUUGCUGAAGUAACGAGUGGUAAUGGCGAGCUUCUCUCCGCUGGUCCUGUCCAUCGCUGCCACCAGCUUUGUGACGUUCCAGUGUCUGUUCCAUUUUGUCAGUCCCUGUAUCUCUGCUCGGUUCUGUCCUGGGUACCGCCGUCUCAGCCCUAAACACACCGUAGAGUGGAACUCCAGAACUGUGUCUACAUUUCACGCCUUGAUAGUGGGCCUUUUUUGUCUCUACAUAUUACUAUUUGAUGAUGCCGUCAAUGAAGACCCAGUCUGGGGAGAUCCGUCACUGGUGAAAAUAAAUGUGGCCAUAACCUGUGGCUACCUCCUAUCAGAUAUGCUGCUCAUAUGUUACUAUUGGCGGGCGAUAGGGGACAAGUUUUUUGUAAUCCACCACCUGGCAGCACUGUAUGCUUACUACUAUGUACUGAGCAUAGGAAUGUUGCCUUAUUUUGCUAACUUCCGUCUGGUCGCAGAGCUUUCCACUCCUUGUGUGAACCAGCGCUGGUUCUUUGAAGUGCUUGGUUACCCAAAGAAAUCAUUACCAAAUAUGGUCAACGGAAUUGCCAUGACGCUAUCCUUCUUCCUGGUGAGGAUAGCGGUCAUGCCAAUGUAUUACAGCCGGAUGUACGCCGUGUACGGGACAGAACCUUUCUACCGGGUGACUUUUGGUGGCCGUUGUGCAUGGAUGGGCCCCAGUUUCUGUCUAGACAUUAUGAACGUCAUGUGGAUGCAUAAAAUGGCCCGUGGCUGCAUUAGCGUCCUGCGCUCUCCCGGAAAGGUAAAAGUGGAAAAACUACAGAAUGGGAAAGUGCACUGAGAGGUUGCACAAGGCUAUGGUGGAGUUAUUUUAUUGUAUGUCUGGUUCAAAUGGUUCAUGGACAUUUUUGGAUCAAAUGGUUCAUGGACUGGAAAUGUCUUGAGACUCCCUAGGAUCCCAUGACCAGCCCUAGGUAAAUUGUGUACCACUAUACUUAUUUGCCCAGAACACUGCCAAUUGAACAAGCUCUACAGUCCUCCAAAAUGAUGGGAGGGGACAUGGUAAAGGCCAUUGGAUUGCGUCUUCUCUUGAUCCUUACAGAUGGAGGAAGUGGAUGGAAACAAACAGACAAUACUCUAAAGCACAGGUCCUCUUUUCUGUUGGACCCUUGGAUUGUAAAUUGUAUGUAUGUCCACCCAAAGGUGUCUUGUGUGUAUUGCCACAAUUACAUGAACUGACAUGGAAGAGAAUGUUAAAGGAACUCACAUAGUUUUGUAAUGUUUAUGAAGCCAUAUAGAUGGCUCUUGUACAAAUAUCAUGAGAUAUUGUACAAAAAUAAAAUCCUUACUUGAAAUCUGUGUUUUCACCAGCAUUAGGAUGUAAAAGAAGUAUAUUGUCAGACUACUGAAGUCUAUGCUCAGGAGCCUGCUCAUGCAGUAGGCCUAGGAAAUAUUAGUCAUGCACAUAAAGUAUCAGGGUAGAUUUAGACAAAGCACAGCAAACAAAUGCCAGAAUGUAUUGUAAUUUUAUCUCUAGAAGUGACCUUACUGAGUGUGAUUCAUGAUAACAGCAAUAAAAGUGCACUUAUGUCUAACCGACACACCCACACUAUAACUUCACACAAGCAUCUCCACACAGUUCACAAAUUACAAAUCAAACUUCAGAAGCCAAGCUUCAUAAUGUAAUGUGAAAAAUGUAAUUAAAGGGAUACUGCAAGAUUCUCGCAUUUAAUCCCGUUUUCUUGUUACCCAGAGUCUGAUGAACGUGUAUGUCUGCAUGCAGUAUGAAGUUAGAAUAGCAAUGCUACUGUACCUUUAGACUUCCAGUCCUUGUGCUAUCGCUAUUUAACGUUGGCUAGCUAAACUACCGCUAUUUCCCUCAUGCUGUGUGCAGAGACAUAAAAAUGGUAUCCGCAAGUUCAUCUGACUCCGGCUCCGGGUAAGCAGAACAUGGCCUUAAAUGCAAGAAUCUUGCAUUAUGCCUUUCAGGUUUCCCUGUUGGAUCUCUGGGUGAGAAUAUGCAAGCUAUUGUGACAUUUACAGCUAUGUUAGUUAUAAUAUUUCAUUUAGAAAUAUAUAUUUUAAUAAUGUACUCUUUGAGUUAGUUGAAGUGAAUGAUUUAUUAACUUCAUUUUCAUACUUGCUUUGAUUGUCUUCAGACAGUUGUCAGCAGACAACACGACAACACUUGUCUGCUGCUGCUCUCUUGUGGAGACAAUGCGGGACUGCAAACAUCCCCUCAAAAGGAGGAUACAGUGGUCAAUGAGUUUUGAGGAAUAUUAAUAAAAAAAUGAUUGAUGUUAAAA